Messenger RNA from Gorilla gorilla gorilla (western lowland gorilla), 12304 nucleotides. It is a transcript of the gene AGBL1, whose product is annotated as AGBL carboxypeptidase 1. The record is from RefSeq and is a predicted model, not a curated record. NCBI's taxonomy places the organism in Eukaryota, Metazoa, Chordata, Mammalia, Primates, Hominidae. Gene Ontology annotation, biological process: proteolysis; protein side chain deglutamylation; C-terminal protein deglutamylation. The transcript is spliced from 23 exons. Gene Ontology annotation, molecular function: metallocarboxypeptidase activity; zinc ion binding. The coding region runs from base 103 to 3468 and encodes 1121 amino acids.
AGUCGUCUCCUGCGAGGCGGGCAGCGAGGUCAGCUUGGCAGCCGCAGCCUCUCCAGCCUGGAUCUGGCCGCAGGCAGCGGUUCCCUGGGACCCGAGAAAAGGAUGGCCGAACAAGAAGCUAGUGGGCUACAGGUCCUGCUGCACACGCUUCAGAGCUCCUCUGACAAGGAGUCCAUCCUGACCAUCCUCAAGGUCCUCGGAGAUCUGCUUUCUGUUGGCACAGACCGGAGAAUUCACUACAUGAUCAGCAAGGGUGGCAGUGAGGCUCUUCUGCAGACCCUGGUAGACACAGCGAGGACAGCUCCUCCAGACUAUGACAUCCUCCUGCCUCUCUUCCGGCUGCUGGCCAAAGUUGGCCUAAGAGAUAAAAAGAUUGGACGGAAGGCCCUGGAAUUGGAAGCACUUGAUGUGACAUUGAUUCUGGCCAGGAAGAACCUAUCCCAUGGCCAGAAUCUCCUUCACUGUCUCUGGGCUCUGCGUGUGUUUGCCUCCAGUGUCUCCAUGGGAGCCAUGCUGGGAAUUAAUGGAGCCAUGGAACUGCUUUUCAAGGUUAUUACUCCUUACACCCGAAAGCGCACCCAAGCAAUCAGGGCAGCCACUGAAGUUCUGGCAGCAUUGCUGAAAUCCAAGUCGAACGGCCGCAGAGCAGUGAACCGAGGCUACGUCACCAGCCUGCUUGGGCUGCACCAGGACUGGCACAGCCAUGACACAGCCAACGCCUACGUGCAGAUCCGACGGGGCUUGCUGCUCUGCCUCAGGCACAUUGCUGCCCUCCGGUCCGGCAGGGAGGCCUUCCUGGCAGCACAGGGCAUGGAGAUCCUCUUCAGCACCACACAGAACUGCCUGGAUGACAAGAGCAUGGAGCCCGUCAUCUCUGUGAUGCUUCAGAUCCUGAGGCAGUGCUACCCUAAGAGUCCACUUCCCUUGGUCACAGCCAGCAGUGCCUAUGCCUUCCCGGUCCCUGGGCUCAUCACCACUGAACCUCCACAUGAUCUACCUGAAGAGGAUUUUGAAGAUGAUGGCGAUGAUGAAGUGGACAAAGACUCUGAUACUGAAGAUGGGAAAGUGGAAGAUGAUGACUUGGAAACAGAUGUGAACAAGCUGAGUUCCAAACCUGGUCUUGACCGACCUGAAGAGGAACUGAUGCAAUAUGAGGCGAUGUGUCUUGAGCUCUCCUAUAGCUUUGAGGAACUGCAGUCCAAACUUGGAGAUGAUUUGAACUCUGAAAAGGCUCAGUAUGCCAAUCACCACCACAUUCCAGCCGCUGCCUCCUCAAAGCAGCAUUGCUACAGCAAGGACCAAAGCUCCUGUGGGCAAGAAAGAGAAUAUGCUGUCCAGACUUCCCUUCUGUGCAGGGUGAAGACAGGAAGGUCCACAGUGCAUCUAGGCUCCAAAAAAAAUCCUGGAGUGAACCUGUACCAAAAUGUGCAAUCCAAUAGUUUCAGGAGAGAUUCUUCUGAAAGUGAAAUCCCUGACGUUCAGGCUUCCCUGAAAGCAGAUGCCUGGGACGUAGAUGCAAUUUUCUGCCCAAGGAUGAGUGCCUCCUUUUCUAAUUCCACUAGGACUAGAGAAGCUGUCAAAGUAAUAGAUAAGCUUCUGCAGACACAUCUGAAGCAUGUCCCUUUCCACGAUCCCUAUCUUUAUAUGGCCAAAGCCAGAAGAACCAGCUCUGUGGUGGACUUCAAGAUGAUGGCAUUUCCUGAUGUCUGGGGACACUGUCCCCCUCCCACCACCCAGCCUAUGUUGGAACGAAAAUGUGGAGUCCAAAGGAUCAGAAUAUUUGAGGAUAUUCGGAGGCUCAUCCAGCCAAGUGAUGUUAUAAAUAAAGUUGUCUUCAGUUUAGAUGAGCCUUGGCCUUUGCAAGACGAUGCUUCCAAUUGUUUACAGUUCUUCUCCAAAUUUGAGUCAGGAAAUCUUCGCAAAGCCAUCCAAGUGCGUGAGUUCGAGUAUGACUUGCUGGUCAACGCAGAUGUGAAUAGCACCCAGCACCAGCAGUGGUUCUAUUUCAAAGUGAGCGGUAUGCAGGCGGCCACCCCUUACCACUUCAACAUCAUCAACUGUGAGAAGCCCAACAGCCAGUUUAAUUAUGGGAUGCAGCCCACCCUGUAUUCUGUGAAGGAGGCUCUUCUUGGCAAACCCACCUGGUUACGGACAGGCCAUGAAAUAUGUUAUUACAAAAAUCAUUAUCGCCAGAGUACAGCUGUUGCAGGCGGAGCAUCUGGGAAGUGCUACUAUACCCUCACCUUUGCUGUCACCUUCCCACACAAUGAGGAUGUCUGCUACCUGGCCUACCACUAUCCCUAUACCUACACAGCCCUCAUGACUCAUCUUGACAUCCUGGAAAAGAGUGUCAACCUCAAAGAGGUCUACUUCCGGCAAGAUGUUCUCUGCCAGACGCUGGGAGGGAAUCCGUGUCCCUUGGUGACCAUCACGGCCAUGCCUGAGUCCAACAGUGAUGAGCAUCUAGAGCAGUUCCGACAUCGUCCAUAUCAGGUGAUCACCGCUCGAGUUCAUCCAGGAGAGAGCAAUGCCAGUUGGGUGAUGAAGGGUACCUUGGAGUUCCUGGUCAGCGGUGACCCUGUGGCUAGGCUCUUGAGGGAAAACUUCAUCUUCAAGAUCAUACCCAUGCUCAACCCAGAUGGUGUCAUCAACGGCAACCACAGAUGCUCACUGAGCGGGGAAGAUUUGAACAGACAAUGGCUUUCUCCCAGUGCUCAUCUGCAGCCAACCAUUUACCAUGCCAAAGGCCUCCUCUACCACCUGAGCAGCGUUGGCCGAAGUCCCGUGGUUUUCUGUGACUUCCAUGGCCACUCCCAAAAGAAGAAUGUGUUCCUUUAUGGCUGUAGCAUCAAGGAAACCUUGUGGCAAGCAGCAUGCACUGUGGGCACAUCUACUAUCCUAGAGGAGGUCAACUACAGGACUCUUCCCAAAAUCCUUGAUAAGCUAGCACCAGCAUUCACAAUGAACAGCUGCAGCUUCCUCGUGGAGAAAUCUCGAGCUUCCACGGCCCGGGUGGUGGUGUGGAGAGAGAUGGGGGUGUCCAGAAGCUACACCAUGGAAAGCAGCUACUGUGGCUGCAACCAGGGCCCUUAUCAGGGUCUACAGUUUGGUACCAGAGAACUGGAGGAGAUGGGAGCCAUGUUCUGUUUGGGCCUCCUCAUCCUGGAGCUCAAAUCUGCCAGCUGCAGCCAUCAGCUCCUGGCUCAAGCUGCAACUCUGCUGAGUGCUGAGGAGGAGGCUCUGGACCAGCACCUCCAACGGUGCAGCAGCAGCAGUGGCAGCGUCCCUUCGGAACUGGAGGAUGAACCUGCCUGCAUGGAGGAGAUUGAUUACAGUACCGACAGCAGCUCAGACCAGGAAGGGAGCUUGUCUGAGCUGGACCGGAGGAUCCAGGAGUGUGCCUUCAAUAAGGUUGAGGGAGAGGAAGAAGAGGAGGCACCAGGGCAGGGAGGAGAAGCCAUCCCAUAGCCCCGAGGUUCACAGCAAGUUCUGUGUCUCCAACCAUUGGAUUGGACUAGCAGCUAUGUUGCUGCUGCUUCAUCAUCAGACACACACAAUGUAUAUGUCAGUACAAAAAGCCAGCCUAUGUGAGCUCAGCAACCCCAUUUCCAGAUUUUGUUCUAGUUUCCCUAUGCGUAGAAGCUAGCCACUUUAUAACAUUUUAUAUUAGAGUUAGGUAGCCCUUGGGGCCUAUGCAAGCUGCCGUUGUACUUAGAAUGGGACCCAAUGGGUAGCCUCAAGAUUACCAUGGAUCCUUUCAAGAUUUUUCUGAGUUAUUCUCCAUUCCUGUGCUUGAACUGGAGCAAGCUGGAAGUAGAGGAGUUGGGCUUCUUCUUGGCUUCUCAGCCAGAAUUCUAAGUGGUUAUUUAAGUUGUUCCAUAUACAAGUGUUAUGUUCCAAUGUUAUCUCCUCACCAUAGCAUUUGAGCACCCCAGAACAAACCACUGAGACUGUGGGGAUCCUGGCAGGGUCUUCAGGUGCUGGGGCUUGAACAUGAAAAACUGUGCAUCCAAGUAAUUGCAGGUUUCAUCUGUGAUCUUCUCAAGCAGCAUAUAUUUUACAUAUGUGGUACAGGCCAGAAGCUGCCCUAGACUCUUAGAAAUAAGACAUUGUCACUGAUCUUCACAGAUUUUAAGAUCCUAUGUAUUCAGAUCACCAAACAUAAUGCUAGGAAGUACCAGACCUACUGGAAAAUUUAUUCAUUUCAGAAUCAGACAGAUAUGGUUCAUAUGCUAGAUCUGGCAGUUGCUUGUUAUGACAACUUAGGCAAGUAAUUAAAUUUUCCUAAACUUCAGUUUUCUUAUAUAUAAAAUGUGGAUGAGCAUAUCUAUAUCAUAAAGUUAUUGUAGGAUGAAAUGAGAUGAUAUAUAAAAGUGUAUAGCUUAGCAUUUGGUACACAACAUUGGCUUAUUUUUCUUCAUAACACAAAAGAACAUUCUGUAUAAGAAUUCUGACAGUUAAGAAAAAAUUCUCACCAGCCUGGACAACAUGAUGAAACCCCGUCUCUACUAAACCCCAUCUCUACAAAAAUUAGCCAAGUGUGGUGGCACACACCUGUUAUCCCAGCUACUUGGGAGGCUGAGAAAGGAGAAUCGCUUGAACUUGGGAGGCGGAGGUUGCCGUGAGCCGAGAUCGCACCACUGCAUUCCAGCCCAGCAACAGAGCAAGACUGUCUCAAACAACAACAACAACAACGACAACAAACCCAGAAUCCAGAAUUCUCUGGAGUCACAUGGUAGGAAAUAGGCCCCUUUACUGGAAGGGAGCUGGGAAGGAGAUUACACAGGAGCAGAAUCUAGGAGGCUGGAAUGACUUAAAACAGGUGAAAAUGGAGCAAGGCCUUUUAGCAUUUGGAAGGAAGCACCUUAGUUAUUUGAAUAAUGAAGUGUGCGAGACCUGCGAAGAAAGCAUGAGAAGGGACGACAAAGGCAGUGGUAGAGUGAGAGAUAGAAUAUGCUAGGUCAAACUUAGGCUGUUUUAGAAGUCAUGUGUAUUAGUUAGGAUUAGGUUUAGCUGCAAGAGAUGGACAACUUAUCAUAGUAGUAGCUUUCAUAAGGCAUAAGUCUAUUUCUCUUUCCUGUGAAAUUUUACACACUGGAAGACCAGUCCUAGUGUCAUGGCUGCAUGGUGUCAGAGACCUGGCUUCUGCAGUUUUCUGGCUCUACUGUGUGCUGCUUCUACUCUUGGUCUAGAAUGGCUGCUGAAGCAUCAGUCAUUGCAUCUGCAUCCCAGGCAGUAGCAAGAAGAACACAAAAAGAAAUGCCUGUUUUCUAUCUUUCCAAAAGCUAUACAUAAUAUUUCUUCUUAAUCCCAUCAGCUGAAAAAAAUGGGCCUGUAGCCACAGGAAGCUGCAAGAGAGGUUAGAAAACAUAGUCUUUAUUUGAGGUGGGCCCAGCUAAAAUUUGAAGUUUGAAGAAAAAGUCUGAAUACUAAGGGAAAAGAUAAUAAUACAUAUUGGGGGAUUACAUAUCUGCCAAAAGACUUCUCCUGAUGUUCCAAACACCACCAAAGGAGUUUUGGAUAUAUCAGAAUAAUCUCAGAUGAAACUCAUAGCACACACCUCUUGACCAGCAGAAAGCCACAGAACAAAACAGGAUUAGCUCCAAGACAUAGAAGACAGGCAUCUGUGUUGUGAUUUCGGGAGUUGAUAACAUUAUUAAUAGUCUCUUUUUUUUUAACUCUUUUCCAAAUUUCCAUUUUGUAGUUCAGAAAUUGUACAUCCAUUCUUCAUAUUAAGACAUGUAUGUUUAUGUAACAUAUGCAAGAAAUUUGAAGACUAUUAGCAAAGAUACUGAAAGUGAAACCCAAACACUAUAUAGCUCUUAACUCCUCCCAUAUUUAAUCUUUCCACUCUUAAAUAAAGGCUAGCAUAAUGGUGCUGAUUUCUCUUUGCUUUGAGGAUUCAAGAAGAUAAUAUUGAAAUGUAAUUGCUGAGAGAGGUGGGAAUGAUGCUAGCUUAUCAUUAAUUAUUAUUUCAGCCCAAAUUAGUUUUGGGGGUUAGCUUCUGGUCAUGAGGCACGUUUCUUAAAAAACGUGACCGUGACAGAUAAGUUUUUAUGUGGCAUGUUCAGAAAAAGCCAGGAACAUGAAGUAUUUGUUGAUCCAUCUAUGUAACAAAUGUAUAUUUAACCCCUAACUGUGGGUCAUGCACUUUACUAAGCUCUAAGGAUGCAGAUAAGAAAGACCCAUUUUGUGCUCCCAGUAACCAGACAAAGAAGAACAAUAAACAUUCUAAGUUAAUGCAGUAUGGCCCAUGCCAUUAUGGAACUAUGCAAAGAAUAUUACAAAAACGCCUAAUCUAAUGGGGGUGGCAGUUGUGGUAAAAGUAUACCAAAAGAAAGUCAUAAUUUGGGUGAUUCUUGAAGAAUAUGCAGGAGUUUUCAGGUACAAAGGGAGAAAAGACAUGCAAAGGAGUGGAAAGAUUUUGUGCAAAGGCCCUGUGGUAGAGUUAGAGCUUGAAGUAAAAUGUUCAGUGUGACUGGUUUAAAAGAUGUGUUUGUAUGUGAGGAAAGGAGGAGAGUGACAAGAGAUGAAAUGGAAAAACUAGACAGCAGUCAGAUAAAGCUGCAUUUGGCAUUCCUUGAUGAAGAGGCUGAACUUAAUUCUGAAUGUAAUGGGGGAGACUUAAAGAGCUUUCAGCAGAGGCAUGCCCGUGGCUGAUAUCAGCAUGUCUAUAUCAGCGCCAUUGUUCCCUUGUUUAUGGCUGAGGGUUUGGUGCUCCUGCUAUGCCGUUUGUUCAGUAGUUUGAGGAGUGCCCCAGGUGUGAUACUACUAUAUUUGAAGAGCAGAACAUUUGCACUCAGGUCAAAGAUAAUAAGUGCAGUUUGGAGACAUGUUGAAUGUUGGUGUCCUACAUGAUAGCCCGUUCGAAAGGUUUCCUAGAAAUCAGAGGUACCUCAGGAAGCAGAAGGAGCACAAAGAGAGGUGUACCUAACACCUGGUGAUUUUGGGGACACAGGUGAAUGUCCUGAGCACCUAAGCCCAGGUGUCAGUGAGUUGGGAAGGCAAUUGACUGGAGGGAAGAGGGGACUUGGGAGCAGACCUCUCUCCUUUCCUGCUAGGACUGAAGGCUAUUUUGUGUCACAUCUCACCAGUCUUCCACCCAGAGUUAGAGGGUACUUACUUGAGAGUUAACUCUCAAUAGUUAUAAGAGCCAUUCUUCCAGUCAAGCCAGGACUUUCUCUUGCUGGCCAGACCACUUCAGUGAAUUGUUCGGAUAAAACGUGCUCUACCAAAUUCAGACCCAAACUAAGAUGACCCAAGAAUUCCAAGGAGUUGUAGGCCAUAAUGGGAAGCAAAUGUGGUCCAAAAUGUGCAGAGGAGAGAGGAGAGUCCAGAGAGGCGAUGUUGGGGCAGGCCAAGUGCAUGCUGUCCUGUACCAGCUGUCAUCCGGUGCUCUGCAUGCAGGACUGGAACUGGGGCUGAGGGGCUGUGGGGGCCUGCAGCUUCGUGGGACAGCCUGGUAAAACUUCUCUGAUGGGCAAAGGUUGGGAGCUCUCUGAUUUCACCUUUAGGAUAGUCCCAUUGUUAGAACAGAAGCCCAAGACUUGCCACCCAUGAGCCCUCAAGGGUGGAAACUACUGACCCCGUUCGUAACACUUCCCUCUGGCAAGAGGCUUUGUGGCUCCAUAUUUCCUUCAGAAGGCAGUCUAAAUGUCUCAACGGACCCCUUUAUAGUCUGGCCCCAAUCUCCUUGACAGCCUCAAGUUCUGACAUUCUUUAUUCUCUUUGAUUUGCCACAGAACAUACCCUCUUUUUCUCUCAUUGCACUUAUGCAUGUGAGUGUCUACACACAUAUGCACAUGCACAGUGCAAUAGGGGCAUGGAAGGGCACUUCUUAAGCCACACAGCUCCCUAAAUGUCCUUUUUGAUUUUUCUAACAUUUUCACAUUUUUCCUCUGCCUCUGAUAAGAAUCUCCCAUUCCCUCAUGUGGGAAUAUCAAAACCCAGUUCAAAUAUCACCUUUCUUCUAUAAAACUUGUCCUCAUCACCCAAUGCCAAGUUAUAUAUAAUCUCUCUUCCAUGCCCCUGUUGCACUGUUUAUAUAUCUCUUUUAUACUAUGCUUAUUUUUAACUUGAUAAAUAUGUCUUUUAUACCCACACCCCCAUUCACCAUUGAACAGUGAGCUCUAAAGUGCACAAACCUGCUAUUAUCUUGGCAUCUGUCCCUGUACCUAUCAUACUUCUUAACACAUUGCAGGUGUUCAAAAAUGUGUCUUCCCCUCAGCUUCAAACCCAGACAGCCAACGUCUCAAUAAAAUCUCACUUAUUUUCCUUAAAUCCCUCCAUUUUCCAUCUCAAAGAAGAGUUUGCGUUAUAGACAGGGAAACUGGUUUCACUAAAAGGACGUGUAGCACAAGUGCAGCCUGGCCUCUCAAGCUGGUGGUUGCCAUGGAAGACUUCCCAGUGCGAGGCGAGCUUAACAAGGGGCAGGGUGUCCUUUUCCUUACCUGUGUUGUGCAAAUGUUUAGAGUGGUGAUAAUGGAGGGGUGGCAUCUCCAAGGGUUCCCAGGAGCUGCCACAUUUACCCAGGGGCUCUGCCUCCUAUGCUCCCUUUGGUGAGAACUGUCUGUGCAGCUCCAUGGAUAUCAUGCCAACUUGGCUGCCUGGGCCCUCCUUGCAAUCCCAUCAAUAAGAAUCAGCAUCCAAGAAUUCCAUACAUUGGCUUCAGUUUCCUUCCAGAAAGAGGAUUCAGAGCCACCAAGAAUAUUUGAAAUUAACCUGCUCCCUGAGUUACAAGCUCACCUUGAGGGCUGCCAACACAAGGAAGGUCAUAUUACACCCUUUCAUUUAUCAGCCUGGAAAAUGGUGCCGUAGAGUCGAUUUCAUAUGCUAAGGGCAGCCUCUGCCCUAUGCCAAGAGAAGGAGCUCCCAGGAAAUGCCUGACAUAGGUCAUCCUUGUUAGGGCCACAGAAGAAUGACUCGCAUGGUGGAUCUCAGCAUUUGGAUUUGCAUUAAAAUGAUGGAUUUGUUUUGCCUUGCUGGUACAGCUCACCCCAGCUCCCCAAACUCUCUAGUCUUGGAAAGACAUGCAUAGUAGCCUGGUGCUCACCAGGAGGGCUUUUCUGGGCAAAAAUAAUUCAUCAGCUCUGGAGCCUGCUGCUGUCUUCCCAACAGAUGUCCUCUUUUGUUUGUGUUGCAGUUUGGUUCAUGCUACCAAUGCUUGAUAAAAAGUGUUCUUUAGAAAAGAAAAAAUAGAGUGGUAAAAGGGAAUUUUGAGAUAAAAAUGGAUUAUAUUACAACCUUUCGGUGCCUAAUAAUAAAAAGAUACAAUUGCAUAUAACUUAAAAUCGUCUAUUACACACACACAAUUCAACAUAAUGGAGCUGAAACUGAGUUUGAGUUCCCCACCACACACACACAUACACACACACAUGGCACAGGGCUUUAAGCAUAACAAUGAGUGAGGGAAGGUUGAUCCUCAGACACAUGACACAUGUUCAUACAGGUGAGGGGCAGCUGGUUGAUUAUUUUAGGCUCUACUGUCACACAGAUGUCAAGAUGAAGGCCUUUUGGGUAGAAGACGGGACUCAUCUCUCCUUAGCACGUGACAUAAACUGGACUUGAAGUGUGUAUAUAUUCUGGGCCAGUUCCAACGCAAAGUAAGAUGGGUUCAGUAUCAUUGGUAGAGAACACAGUCUAUGAGAGAAUUACCGAAUGAGCCACAUUUAGGUCUUAUGACAAGUAGUUAAACAGAGGAGAGCACUGACUGUUUACAAGGCUGAAGCAGGCAAGGCGUGGUGGCUCACAACUGUAAUCCCAGAAUUAUGGGAGGCCAAGCUGGGAGGAUCCCUUGAGCCCAGGAGUUUGAGACCAGCCUGGGCAACAUAGUUAGACCCUGAAUCUACAAAAAAAUAAAGAAAAAAAAUAGCCAGGCAUGAUGGUGCAUGCCUGUAGUCCCAGCUACUAAGGAGGCUGAGGCAGGAGGAUCACCUGAGCCUGGAAGUAGAAGGUUGAGGCUACGGUGAGUCGUGAUCGCACAACUGCACUCCUGCCUAGGUGGCAGAGUGAGACCCUGUACUCUGUCUAAAAGUAAAUAAAAAGGCUGAAGCAAAGAUGAUUCUACAUGGGGGGAUUUCAAUGAUCUUUUAUAGUCUCUAGGCUCUUAUGGGGUUAAAAUGAUUUCUUGGUAUCAGACAAGUAUUAAGACCAGCUCCUGGCAAAAUAAGUAACACUUAAGCAUAAUUAUUUGGAGCUAUUCAGUUAAAGUGUCUGAGUGUAGCCCUGGUCUUGAAGGGCAGGGCAAGACAUGGCAUUGAGUUCCAUUGUCUCUCCUGGCUGUGGGACAGGACAGGAAGCAGAGAGGCCGACAGGUCUGCCAUCCAAACAUCCAGGGUAUGGGGGUUAAAUGAAUGAAUGUCCUGGGGUAGAAGACUAUCAACCAGACCCCACCCACACUUCAUUCUGAAGAAGAAGUUAUUUUGGGAGGUAUUAGAGGAGGAAAAAUCUGCCUAUGUUUCUGCUGUGCUCAGACAAUCACAUAGUGACUCAUUUCACUCUCAGUACCAGCUCUGUGGGAUAAAUGGACAUUAUGAUUGCCUUUUUAAAAAUGAAGGGCACCCAUACUUAAAGAGACACGUUUAGUAAAUGAUAGAGCUGGAAUCUGUUCCCGGGGAAAUCUGACUUCCUAACUCAUGCUCCCUCCACUUCCCCAGAGGAGGUGAAUAUGAACCAUAACACAGUUACAGCUAACGUGGUAAUUAGCAACACUUAGUAUCUAUAACAGUCUAAGACCAUCACAGGUGUCAUCAUGUUUAAGCCUAAAACUUCAGCCCAAUGAGCUAAACUCUUUUGUUACGCUCACUUUAUAAGUGAGGGCAUUAAGAAUUUAAGGGCUAGCCUAAGAUGAUACAGGUAGUAAGUACCAGAUCACAACCUUAACUCAGGCAAUCGGACUCUUAAACUUGCUCUCCAAGGAAAAGCAUCUUUCUUCAAAGACCCCUAAGGGCCCUCUGAGAGGUUAUGGAGCAAGUCUCCAUCUCUAGGAAAGUGUGUUGUUCUUGUAGAUCCUUGACUCAAAUACAAGUAACUACUACUGGACAUUUCUGCAUAACUUCCUGCUCCUCUUCAAACUCAACAGGUUCAAAGUCAAAAUCACCUCCCAACAAAAUCUCUACCUCCAAAUUCCUAAACUUGAUUAUGCCGAUAGUAAACCGGCGUUGUUUGAUUUAUUUGUGUGCCAGAUGCAUAGCUCACUGUCUGGCCGAGGCAGGUACUCAGAUCUUCACUAAAUAGAUGAAACUGCAAUGUUGUUGAGUGUGAAUCUUAGCUUUGGUUGGAGUCCAAAGCUAAGAAUCAGACUCGAUAACACUGUUCUCACCUGGACUUCAAGUUUUCUUACCACUCUUCUUACCUUUGGUUGUGCCUCCUUUCCAACCCUUUCAUCCCUGUGCAGCCUGAUAGUAUUGAGAAGGAAACCGGCUUCUACUUUCGCAGUUUAUAAUUUGUCAGUGACCUCCCGUGGUCUUAAGGAUAAAAUGCAAACAGGACCUAGUGCUUGAGCCUUUUCAGAUCCAGCCACUACGUAAUUUUCUGGUCUCUUUUCUUGACAUCAGCCCCUGUUAAAGUCAUAAGAACUUACUUUCAAUUCUCAGAAAGCACCUUACUCUUCUGUUCCCUCUUCUUCCAUCCAUGUGCCUAGAUCUAUCCAUUAUGUGCUUAAAUGUAGGCUCCUCCAAGAAGUCUCCCAUGAUCUGAUUCUGAGUUCCUACUGUCAUCUUGGAGAAACCCAGUCACAGCUUUUGUUGUAUGGCAUUGCCUGUGGACUUUGCUGUCCCCUCUUCACCUCCCCCCCACCGCCCCACUGCACCAAGACUGUAAUAUCUUGGAGAACAAAGACAAUUUUGUUCACUGCUACAUCCUGAGAGCCUAGCAUCGUGCCCAAGAUGUGGUGGGACUUCCAUAAAUAUGUGCUGAAUGGUUGAGAUCUUAAUUUCCGUUACAAAGGUCUCCUGAGAAUGACCUCCUACCCAUUGCCUCAGUAACCUCUUACACAUGGAGAGCAGAGCUGCAGGAAAGCAGGACACACGUUGAGUCCAGCCAACUCAGAGCUUCAAGGAGGCAUCCAGGAGAAACCUCCCUCAGCCCCAUUUGCGGUGCCUCCUGGUCGGUAAUUUUCCAGAAGCAGUUUCUUGUUUCCUCCAAAUGGCCUGUAGAGGUCAGAAAAGGGCCUUGUUUUCCAAUCACUGACUGUCCUCUCUACAUUAGCAUUCACCCCGGGUGUCUAUAAUUAAGCAAGCCUAAGCUGGGCACAUAGGAACGGAAAUGCAUUGACUUUAAUAAAACAGAGUGUAAAACAACUUUA